AAAUGAAAUCGUCUAUCGAAAGCGGCUAGUUUUCCACGUCAAACGCUUGCAAGCCGGAGAAUUACAUUUUGUUGAUUUCAUUGAUUUGACGUAAGCAAAUUGCACUCAAAAUGGUCAGUUUGCUGCAGGAGAUCGACACUGAGCACGAGGACAUAGUCCACCAUGCCGCCCUGGACUUCUACGGCCUGCUGCUUGCCACCUGUUCGUCCGAUGGCAGCGUUCGCAUUUUCCACUCGCGCAAAAACAAUAAAGCACUAGCGGAACUCAAAGGACACCAAGGACCCGUGUGGCAGGUGGCAUGGGCACAUCCCAAAUUCGGCAACAUUCUGGCAUCGUGCUCCUACGAUCGCAAAGUGAUCAUAUGGAAGUCGACAACACCCAGGGAUUGGAGCAAAUUAUACGAAUACAUCAAUCACGAUUCCUCGGUGAACUCGGUGGACUUUGCGCCGGCUGAGUAUGGCCUGGUUUUGGCAUGUGCCAGCUCAGAUGGUUCCAUUUCCGUGCUGACCUGCAACACAGAGUACGGUGUUUGGGAUGCCAAGAAAAUACCCAAUGCGCACACGAUUGGAGUGAAUGCUAUUUCGUGGUGUUCGGCUCAGGCACCGGACCCGGCCUUUGAUCAGCGUGUGACGUCACGCAAUCCGGCCGUAAAGCGUUUAGUCAGCGGAGGAUGCGACAAUCUCGUUAAGAUUUGGCGUGAGGACAAUGAUCGCUGGAUCGAGGAGCAUCGUCUCGAAGCACACUCGGAUUGGGUACGCGAUGUGGCAUGGGCCCCCUCAAUUGGAUUGCCACGCAUGCAGAUAGCGUCUGCCUCACAGGAUCGACAUGUGAUCAUUUGGAGCAGCAACGCUGAUCUAUCGCAGUGGACAUCGAAUGUAUUACACACAUUCGAUGAUGCCGUGUGGAGCAUCUCCUGGUCCACCACGGGCAACGUACUCGCCGUCACCGGCGGUGACAACAACGUCUCGCUGUGGAAGGAGAACAGCGAAGGUCAAUGGAUACGCAUCAAUUACGAGUCGGGCACUGCCAUCCAAUCGAAGCAAUCGCAUCAGCUACACAAUCCCCAUCAGCAGCAGGCGCAGCAGCCAUUAAAUCUCCCACAGUCGUCGGACUCUGAGCAUAGCUCGAAUUUAUCCAAUUCGAACUUGUCAAACUCACAGCUGUCAAACUAGAAAUAUAUUCAAUAAAUUCAAUGUUUGUACGCCUUAAUCCAACCAAUUUAACCAACUUGUGGUCAAUAUAUCUUACAAAUGAAAAAUACAUUUAAUAUAAAGAAAGUA
Messenger RNA from Drosophila grimshawi, 1280 nucleotides. It is a transcript of the gene Sec13, whose product is annotated as protein SEC13 homolog. The transcript is spliced from 2 exons. NCBI's taxonomy places the organism in Eukaryota, Metazoa, Arthropoda, Insecta, Diptera, Drosophilidae. Gene Ontology annotation, biological process: COPII-coated vesicle budding; protein import into nucleus; positive regulation of TOR signaling. The record is from RefSeq and is a predicted model, not a curated record. Gene Ontology annotation, cellular component: COPII vesicle coat; nuclear pore outer ring. Gene Ontology annotation, molecular function: protein binding; structural molecule activity. The coding region runs from base 111 to 1172 and encodes 353 amino acids.